Triticum turgidum subsp. durum (durum wheat) is the source of this 1383-nucleotide messenger RNA. Lineage: Eukaryota; Viridiplantae; Streptophyta; Magnoliopsida; Poales; Poaceae. The record is from the annotation of a GenBank genome assembly.
AUGAAAAGAGAAGGAAAUGUAUUUUGUUUUGGACAAGGGAAAAAAAUGGAUGACAAAAAUGGAGCCCACGGAGACAGAGAAAAAGAAGUUGAGCCCAUUCUGAUUAACCACGACGCGCAGAGGGAGAGCUGCCAUUGCAAUCUAUCGGAGAUCUAUCUCUGCAUCGCCGCCGGCGCCGUUGCUCUUGUCGCCGCCGUCCCCGUCGCCGGCUGCGCCAUGCUCCGCCUCCGCGAGUGCGUCGUUUCCCGUCUCCUCUCUUCACCUUCCACCCCCACCUAUGCCAUCUUCCCACUCCGCCGUCUCCUCUCCGCCGCCGCGCCCCACAUUUCCCCAAAUCCCAGUGGCUUCGCCGUGGAGGACUACCUCGUCGACACCUGCGGCCUCACCCGACCUCAAGCCCUCAAGGCCUCCACCAAGCUCUCCCACCUCAAGUCCCCCGCCAACCCCGACGCCGUCCUCGCCUUCCUCGCCGGCGUCGGCCUCUCCGGCGCCGACGUCGCCCCGGUUGUCGCCAAGGACCCGCAGAUCCUAUGCGCCAAAGUGGACAAAACCCUGGCUCCGGUGGUCGAUGGGCUCACCGGCCUCGGCCUGUCGCGUUCCGACAUCGCCCGCCUCGUCUCGCUCGCCCACAGCGGCUUCCGCUGCAGAUCCGUAGUCUCCAAGCUGCACUACUACCUGCCCCUCUUGGGCUCCUUCCACAACUUCCUCCGGCUGCUCAAGCGGGGAGGAUCCCACCUUCUGUCAUCCGACCUCGACAAGGUUGUCAAGCUCAAUGUUGUGUUCCUCAGGGAGUGCGGGCUAGGUGAUUGUGAUAUUGCCAAGCUGUGUGUCCCUGUGCCGAGGAUGCUGACCACCAACCGGGAGCGCGUCCGUGCGAUGGUGGCAUGUGCUGAAAGAUUAGGCGUGCCGCGUGGCUCUGGGAUGUUUAGGCAAGCGCUGCAGGCUGUCGCGUUUCUCAGCGAGGACAAGGUCGCCGCCAAAUUGGACUACUUGAAGAAUACGUUCAGGUGGUCUGAUGCUCAAGUGAGCAUUGCUGUGCGCAAGUUUCCGAGUGUGCUGAGGAAUUCAAAGGAAUCUCUGAACCACAGGUCCGAGUUCCUGUUCUUUGAGGUGGGGCUGGAACCCGUGUACAUUGCUCAUCGAUCGGACAUACUUUCAUAUAGCAUGGAGGGCCGACUCAGACCCCGCUACUAUGUUAUCAAGUUUCUCAAGCAAAACGGACUGCUAGAUCGUGACCUGAGCUUAUAUUCCGCGGUCAAGAUGACUGAGAAGGCAUUUGUGGAGAAGCUCAUAUGCCCUCACAAGGAAGACGCACCACACCUCGCUGAAGACUAUGCAGCAGCUUGCAAAGGGGAAGUGCCAGCUAAUUUCAGAUUCAUAUGA